UGUUUAAUGUUGCUUCCAUGUAGAUUGUUGUUCUGCUUUACUGUUAUAUUUAAAUUAUGGCAAUUAACAUGAGUGUAAUCAUGGUAGAUCUUGUUCCUUGGCUGUACCUCCCUCUUUUCCUACUCAUUUCCCUCUUUUUUUACCUGUGGAUUUGCAUGUGUGACCUAGCAGAAUAAUUGGGUCCACAGCAACAUGGGCGUGCCUCCCUUAGAUACACUUAGUUUCAUGUAUGACUCAUAAGCCGAAGCACAGACACCACUUCCCCAAUCUACAGGAGCCAUUUUAACAGCUUAAAACUUGCCGGAUUGCUUUUAAAUUCCAGCCCAAAGGACUGUAUCUAAAUGAGAAAGAAUGUUUGAAGGUCAAGAAGCUUGAGAAAACUUUCAGCAAAAUUGCCUGAGUUUGAGUAGAAUAUCAUUGAAACCAGAGCAUUUGAAACACCUUUGCUGAAGAAAACUUACGGUCACAGUUAUUUGACAAGCUCAGCUGAGGAUUUUACCCGCAUCAGUCACCAUACUGUGCUGCCCAUAAUUGAACCCGUUCGCAGUUUUUCUCAUGUGGAUCUAAGGGGGAAUGUUUUAUUAUGGCUGCUGUUGUCCAACAGAACGACCUAGUAUUUGAAUUUGCUAGUAACGUCAUGGAGGAUGAACAACAGCUUGGUGAUCCAGCUAUUUUUCCAGCCGUAAUUGUGGAACAUGUUCCUGGGGCUGACAUACUCAAUGGUUAUGCUGGUCUGGCCUGUGUGGAAGAGCCCAAUGACAUGAUUACUGAGAGCUCAUUGGAUGUUGCUGAAGAGGAAAUCAUAGAUGAAGACGAUGACGCUAUCACCCUUACAGUGGAAGCUUCUUGCCAUAAUGGGGAUGAAACAAUUGAAACAAUUGAGGCUGCUGAGGCACUCCUGAAUAUGGAUUCCCCUGGCCCUAUGCUGGAUGAAAAGCGAAUAAAUAAUAAUAUAUUUAGUUCAUCUGAAGAUGACAUUGUUGUUGCCCCAGUCACCCAUGUAUCCGUCACAUUAGAUGGGAUUCCUGAAGUGAUGGAAACCCAGCAAGUACAAGAGACAUACGUAGAUUCACCAGGAGCCUCAUCACCAGAACAGCCUAAGAGAAAGAAAGGUAGGAAAACUAAACCGCAGCGACCAGAUUCCCCAGCCAUGACACCAAAUAUAUCUGUGAAGAAGAAAAACAAGGAUGGGAAGGGAAACACAAUUUAUCUUUGGGAAUUUUUAUUGGCUCUGCUCCAGGACAAAGCUACCUGUCCUAAAUAUAUUAAGUGGACGCAAAGAGAAAAAGGCAUUUUUAAAUUGGUAGAUUCCAAGGCUGUAUCCAGGUUGUGGGGGAAGCACAAAAACAAACCUGAUAUGAACUAUGAGACUAUGGGAAGAGCACUCAGGUACUAUUACCAAAGGGGUAUCCUGGCAAAAGUGGAAGGUCAGCGCUUGGUGUAUCAAUUUAAAGAAAUGCCAAAAGAUCUUAUAUAUGUAGAUGAUGAGGAUCCAAGUUCCAGCACUGAGGCUUCAGAUCCGGCACUAUCUUCUACAACCACUUCAAGUAGGAACCAGGCAAGCCGAUCCAGAGUAUCUUCAAGUUCAGGGAUAAAGGGAGGAGCCCCCACAGUCUUAAAACCAGGGAAUGCAAAAGCUGCAAAGCCCAAAGAUCCCAUGGAAGCUGCACAGCCGUCAGAAAUUUUGAGGACAGUACAGCCAUCACAGCCUCCAUAUCCUACCCAGCUCUUCCGGACUGUUCAUGUCGUGCAGCCAGUACAAGCUGUCUCAGAAGGGGAAGGAACCCUAACCAGUACUGUGCAGGAUGAAACAUUAAAUUCUUCUGUUCAGAGUAUUAGGACAAUACAGGCUCCGACCCAGGUUCCAGUAGUCGUGUCUCCUGGGAAUCAACAGCUGCACACAGUAACACUCCAGACAGUGCCACUGACCACAGUGAUUGCCAGCACAGACCCGUCGGCAGGUGCUGGAACUCACAAGUUUAUUUUACAAGCCAUUCCAUCUUCACAGCCCAUGACAGUACUGAAAGAAAAUGUCGUGCUACAGUCCCAGAAGCCAGGCUCUCCUCCCUCACUUGUCCUGAGCCCUGCCCAGGUACAGCAGGUUCUCACGAGCAACGUUCAGUCCAUCUGCAAUGGAACGGUCAGUGUGGCUUCAUCUCCGUCCUUCAGUGCUACUACACCUGUAGUGACCUUUUCUCCUCGAAGUUCGCAGCUGGUUGCUACUACACCUGGCACUGUCAUCACUUCAGUUAUAAAAGCUCAAGAAGCAAAAACUCUUAUACCAGAAGUAGAUAAAAAGGAGGCUGAAGAUAAUUUGAAAGAAGACAUAGAGAAAACUGAACAACAGGCACAGCCUUAUGUGAUGGUAGUUUCCAGUCCCAAUAGAUUAGCCUCUCAGAUAGCUGUGAAGCAAAACGAACUAGAGGAACCCAACUCUUUUUAAUCAAAGUACCAAAGGAAUUGUAGGUGAUUAGUUUUUAAUUCAACUCAUUAUCAGUUGUAUGUGAAUAGUGUGAUUCUCAAAUUCCACAGAGGUUCUUAAAUUUUGUAACUGUUAAAAUUAAUUUUAGUGUUAACUUUGACUUUGUUAAAUGAGGGCAGAAAACCACAAUGUCUCUUUGUUCUCCAAAUGUUUCAUGAUUAGUUGUGAAGGAACAGGCAUUUUAUACUAUGAAGAUAUUCUUCUGAGAUUUUUUUUCAAUUGUUUAAGUAUUUUGAAAGUUUCUUUUCUAAUUUUACAUUUGUAUUAUUUUUCUGAUUCUUUUGUAAAUACAGUACUUAUGUGUGAGGCAAGAGAAAAUUUAUGUAAGAACUGUUUUCAUUCCACUUAAGUCUUGACUCUUUCAUAGACCAGGAAGCUGUUCUAUGAUUUAUUAAAAUGCUGAUGCCAUGUAGAGUGCCUGUGUUGGCUGCCCUGUAUAAUGAACUAUGGCUAUGUGCAAUGACAUGAAGAAUCUGCAGUGUGCCCAUGAUGUGGCUAUGAGCCUGUUUCAGAAUCAAGACCAUGUAUAAGCACCAGCCCCAGAGUGGCUUUCCCACUAACUAGUUGUGUCACUUUGGGCAAGCCACUUGGUCUUUCUGAGACUUUAGUUUGUCUCACAGAAGGAAGGGCAUGCACUGGACUAAACCAAAUGAUCUCCAACUUCCCUUCUAGUUCUAAAUUGUAUGAUUCUAACACCUACGUUUAAAAUGUUUAUCAAUUAACACAUUAUCAGGUUACUUUGUAUUAUAAAAGAUAGCUAAAAUAUUACAGAAAAUUAGCUAUCCUAUAAAGUUCCUUCUUUUAUUAUCAGUAAGAGCUUCCAUGAAUUUUUCUUAAUUUCUUUAUUAAUUGACUCUUUAGACCACUGUGCAUUGUGCUCCAUAAGAAAAUUUGUGCUGCUGAGUGCUCAAUAAUAUAAUGCUAAUCUGAGAGUCAAAGCUUUCUUAAGGGCCAAGAAGGCAACUUGAGUCUUUGGCUUAUCUGGCUAAAUUAUCAGUUGUUACAAAAGCAUAAUUGCUUUAUGUUUUGGAUCAUUUUUAUUGGGGUGAAUGGGGGGUGGGAAACUGCAUACAGAGGUAACAUAUAUAUAUCCAAGUUUCUGAAAUGAAAGUUUUUGAUUACUUUUUCAACUGUAAAUAAUGUACAUUUCAUGUCACAAAAAUUGUUUUCUGCAAAUUUUCUAGUAUAGCAAAGAGAAAUUUUUGUAGAUGAAAAAUUAUUAUGUUUAGAGGUCUAAUGUUAUAUGUUUUCAUAUUAAAGAGUGAAUUUGUAUUUAAACAAAAGUUUAAAUUUUGGAAUCCUCUAAACGUUUUUGUAUCCUUAAUUGGUUUAUUAUUAAAUAAAUCAUGUGAAAAUUCUGAA
Messenger RNA from Ochotona princeps (American pika), 3844 nucleotides. It is a transcript of the gene ELF1, whose product is annotated as E74 like ETS transcription factor 1. The transcript is spliced from 9 exons. Gene Ontology annotation, molecular function: DNA-binding transcription factor activity, RNA polymerase II-specific; sequence-specific DNA binding. Gene Ontology annotation, biological process: regulation of transcription by RNA polymerase II; cell differentiation. The record is from RefSeq and is a predicted model, not a curated record. NCBI's taxonomy places the organism in Eukaryota, Metazoa, Chordata, Mammalia, Lagomorpha, Ochotonidae. Gene Ontology annotation, cellular component: nucleus. The coding region runs from base 584 to 2443 and encodes 619 amino acids.